AACCAGGGCUUGGCGGCCUUUGAGGUGUACUAUCUAUCGCUACAGGGUACGAAACUGACCGAUGGGUCACUGAGCACUGCCGUCAUUUUGGGCGAUAUUCGACUGGAUGACAUUCGCCCGGGCCGGGAGAACAUGUUGACCCGAAUGAUGGAACGUCGCUCGGUGAAUCCAAAGAUCAGUAUAGCUACCCGCAGCGACGAUGAGGAAACACUAGCCCUGACGGCUCCGCUGCACUCGAUGAUUGACAUCACGUUCAAUAUGCGGGAGAACGAUAUGUUCGUUGACGUGAAAGUUUCUAGCUUUAAUCUGAUCCUGUCGGUGGACUUUUUGUUGAAAUUGCAGCUGUUUUUGCAGCCGGAGGAAUUGGUCGAACAGAAAGCGCUUCAAGCGGCCGAGGAACAGGCAAGGCGGGAGAGGAAAACUAGUGGAGCGUAUGCGCAAAUGGAUAAAACGGAAACAAGCCAGAUGACGAUUAUUCUUAAAAUUGAACAACCGGACAUUAUUCUGGUGGAAAAAAUGGAUGACAUCAACUGCUACGCUUUAAUAUUAAACAACGAAAUAUCUCUGAACGUUCGUUUGAUUGGAGAGCGUCAAAUCAUCAAAGGAGAGCUGAAAGAUCUCUGUUUGUAUUACGCAGAAUACAACCCAGAAAGACGGAAUGAUACGAAACAUUUUGUAAUUAAUCCAUGCUCAAUCAGUUUGAACGGAUCCACGCCAGAAGGAAAAGGUUUACAUCUCAGUUUGAAUUCAACUAAUAUCAAGAUCAGUCUUUCGCCGGCAGUGAUUGAGCUUAUCAACAAUGCUCUGCAAACGUUGACAGCUAAUGAGCAGAUCAAGCUUGAUAAAACGAUGACCGAGAAGGAUUAUAGUGAUCUUUGGGACAUCAAGGGUUACGAUCCGGACGAAUUUUGGUUCAUCAGACCGGAAAUGGCUGAGGAUGCCUUGAGUUUGGAGUCGUUGCGAACGAUCGAGGUAAAGGAGGAGAAAUGCAUGGUUGAAGUACCAUCGAUUUCCUUGAUCAUCGAAACUGGACUGGGGAUUAACACGAUACCGAUGUUGUUUAUCGAAACCAGCAUGCAAGCAGAAAUAUCGAACUGGAGUUCUGACAUGAAAAUCGGAAGUUCCCUUCGUUUAAGCAUGUCGUAUUACAAUCAAGCUUUGGCGCUAUGGGAAUAUGUUAUCGAACCAAAUGAAGUGGAGCAGCCCAAAGGAUCUGUUGAGAGUCUUCCUUGGGAGUUAACGUUCGAGUUGGAAGUCGAUCACCACGAAGAUCGAUCGAAAGAUCCAACCACGAAGAUAAUGAUUGCAUCCAGAGACAGUUUGGAAAUGACGGUUUCCAAAACUUGUCUGGAAGUGUUGCAAAAUCUUGGAAAAGCUUUUUCGGAGGCUAUAAAGCGUGAGGGAAUAACGGCGGCUGAAAUAGAAGCUCCAUAUACUGUCCAGAAUGACACGGGUCAAGAUAUCAAAAUAAAUUUUAUUGGUAGCGAUUUUGUUAUCCAUCCGUCCCAUCUUCAACCUGGAAGGGAAAAUGAGCUUAUCGCCAUUGAACAGACGGGAGAAAACGACGUAAAAAGUUGUAUCGUGUUACCUAAUGGAAGGUUGAAUCUGGAACCUCGUGAGAAAGGCACAGAUCUUUCCACGCUAACCGUAAUGCAACCCUUCGAGAAUAAGGCAACCAAAAAAUUUAUCAAAGUCAUAAUCGGUGAUACGGAAAAAGAAUUGACCCUUCCAGUUUACAAGUCUGAUAAACGUUAUUUCCCACUGUAUCGUAAAACCGACCAAGAACCGUGGGCAAUCAUCUCCGAAGUAAAAAUAGAACACGGCGCAACUGUGGUUGUACUCAGAGGAAUCGUUCAAAUCUACAAUCAUUUUACUGCCCCAAUGUACGUGCAUCAGUACAUCGACCACGAAAAGUAUCUGGUUGGGGAAAUCAGUCCCGGUGGCUUCUUCAACAUUCCUCUAUACUUUUUGUACACCGACAACAAAGAUUUGCAUUUUUCGAUGAAGGGCUACCACUCCUCGGCUCAGGGUAUCAGCUGGAAAGAAUCUCCCAACAAUCUUCAGCUCAUCAAAUCUCUUCAGUGCGAUCCCAUUAAGACUUUUGAACCGUUCUACGUUAACGCCGUUCGGGAACGCCAUGACGUAUUCCACGAGGUAACCUCCAAGCAUACCAUGCUAAGUGCAUGCUACGAAAUCCAUCUCCGACCGCCGUUGAUGCUGAGAAACGCACUACCCAUUGGGUUAACCAUAUCGGUGGCCGGUUGCUCGGUGCGCCGCGAGCUGGAAAGCGAUUAUAAGAUCACCAGUUCGGAAACUUUAUCCUCCAAUACGUCGACCAUUGUUGGCGAGGAUUAUCUAGACUAUGGGGAGAAGUUGCUACGACCCGGAGAGUUGUUGCAUUUGCCCACAGUUAAGACAGCGGGGGCACGAGCUGUUCAGGAAACGUCCUACAUCGUUGCAAGGCUCGUCAACUAUCUGGAAAAGGAUUGGUCAUGCACUACUGAAAUCCCGGCCAGUCCGCCCGAGUUUGGAGUGUGGACUUUCAAUUCCUACGAUUCUGUUGAAGUGAUGUCCCUGCAACUCGGUGUUAAAUUUGAAAACCGAAUCGAUGGUCUAACACUGAUUGUGUACUGUCCAUUUUGGAUGCUCAACAAAACUGGUCUCAUGCUUAGCUAUAGGGCAAAUGAUGAAAAUACGAACAUCCUGUAUCAUCCACCGGAAUACGAAGGUCCCAUUUUGUUCUCCUUCCGGGAGAAAGCCUUUUUCGGUAAGAAAAAGGCUUCGAUCCGCGUGGAUACCGGCGAAUGGAGCGAAAAAUUUUCAUUGGACGUGGCCGGCUCGAGUGGAGUCAUCGCGUGCCAAGCUAACAACAUGACCUACCAGAUUGGAGUUAACAAUACCCUCACGCAUAACUCUCUCACGAAGCAAAUUGUGUUUAUGCCAUACUUCGUGCUCAUAAACCGCGCAGAGUUUGAUGUUGAAGUACAGGAACAUCUGCGGACAGCGGACAGCUGGACCAAAGUAAAAGUUAACGAUUGUGUUCCGCUGUGGCCUAAAACCGAAGAUAAUCGAAUGCUGCGAGUUAAAGCUUCUGGGCGUCCGGAAAUUACUGCCUCCUUCAAGUACACCGAAGUUCAAUGUACGCUUCUACAGCUCAAAAAUCGCUACGGUGGCAUUAAUGUUGAUGUCCACGUAACGGAGGGCGCCAUCUACAUCACGUUUUCUGGUUAUCAUGUUGGGGAUGCUCCAGCUCUGCUGAUGAACCACACCUGUGAGCCGUUUGCAUUCAAGGAAAAGGGUGAUGUUAAUGGUAAAAUUCUGAUGCCUAAUCAGAUGGUUCUGCACACCUGGGUCAAUCCAGCUGGUGAGCGUAAGAUAAUUUUUGAUAGCGGAUCGAAACUGGCCCCAGUGGAAAAUGACCUACGCAAGGACGACAUCAGUGAGUUCGCAUCGCCAAGUGAUAAAGCCGUCUAUUGGGUAUCUUUCCUCAACGGAACUCAACGAAUUUUGCUUAUAACCGAUAACGCUAACAUUGCUUACGAGUUGCAUUCUGCAAGUCGUUUAGAUCAAGUCACACAGGAAAUAAAACUAGAAAUUCAUGGCGUCGGCCUGUCGCUUGUCAACAAUGCUAAAAAGACUGACCUUAUGUACAUCGGAAUUGCCAGCUCCGGGGUUAUCUGGGAAGAAUGCAAACGUUCGGGUCGCUUCAAACAGAUGAAAAUACAGGAAACAAUCUACGUUGAAAAUGCCUACCAAAACUACCUCCGUGAUGUCGAAAUUGGCGCUUCUUCCAACAGAAAAUACUUCCUCGAGGGAGAGAAACGUCUGGAGGUAAACUUUCGAAACAACAUCAUUAAGAAAUCCACCGAUCGAGCCAUCAAGCGCACCUUUUACCCCGGCAUAUGGCUAGAGAUGAAAUCCUCCUCCCACCAGCUGCAGUUCCACGCCAAAAUCAAUCGAAUACAAAUCGACAACCAGUUGAGCGACUGUAUCUUCCCGGUCGUUUUGGCACCGAUUCCUCCGCCCAAAAGCGUUGCUGCAACAACCGAAUUUAAGCCUUUCAUCGAGAUGAGCAUGGUUCAACGAAUAAUUCCACAUUCUAAUGUAAAGCAAUUCAAAUACUUACGGGUACUGAUGCAGGAGUUCCACGUCAAGGUGGAUCUGAUCUUUAUCAAUGAAAUAUUCGAGAUGAUCAGCACAGAAAUAACGGAAACUGAAGCGAAAAAACUGUUCGCUGAAGAUCUCAAAGUGCAAACCCAGCCGCUCAAUGCGCACGUGGCCAUGCAGUCGCAAGUAGAGGUGAAAAAUUUCUACGACAAUCUUCACCUGGGACCGUUGAAAAUUCACGUCAGCUUUUCGAUGGCCGGUUCCGAAUCGAAAGCUCUCCCGGGAAUAUUGUCCACUAUUUUGCAAGGUGUUGGCGUUACGCUCACCGAUAUUAAUGAUGUCGUUUUUCGAUUGGCGUUCUUCGAGCGGGAGUUUCUGUUCUUAACGCAGCGCCAGCUGGUUUCGGAAUGCGUCACUCACUACAGUGGCCAAGCCGUGAAGCAACUGUACGUUCUGGUACUCGGUUUGGACGUUAUUGGCAAUCCGUACGGAUUAGUCGUUGGUUUUACCAAGGGCGUGGAGGAUCUCUUCUAUGAACCGUUCCAGGGAGCGAUUCAGGGACCUGGUGAGUUUGCCGAAGGUCUUGUGCUGGGAGUGAAGUCAUUGUUUGGACACACGGUUGGAGGAGCAGCCGGUGCUGUUUCGAAAAUAACGGGUGCCAUGGGUAAGGGACUGGCAGCGCUCACGUUCGACGAUGACUAUCAGAAAAAACGCCGUGAUGCCUUGAACAAAAAACCUUCAACCCUGCAGGAAGGAAUAGCUCGCAGUGGCAAGGGUCUGGUCAUGGGAGUGUUUGAUGGUGUAACGGGGGUGUUCACCAAACCGAUAAGUGGAGCCAAAGAGGAAGGUGUCGAAGGUUUCUUCAAAGGUUUGGGCAAAGGAGCAGUUGGGCUGGUGGCACGUCCUAUUGCCGGUGUAACGGACUUUGCCAGUGGAAGCUUCGAUGCGGUCAAACGUGCAACAGAACUGUCGGAUGAAGCCAUGCGACUGCGACCGCCACGUUUUCUUCACACCGACGGUAUAGUGAGGCCUUACAAUAAGAAAGAAGCCGAGGGCAACAAGUUGCUUAAGGAUAUCGAUAAAGGAAAAUUUGCUGCUACAGACGUGUUUGCAUAUUACGAAUCUAUCCUAGAAAAUAAGGAUGUGGUUGUGUUAACCGACUCUAGGAUCAUUUAUGCAACAAGAAACGAUCUUUUCGGUGGAUGGCAGUGCGAAUGGUCACAUCGCUGGUCUGAAAUUUUGAGCGUCUCGAUCGUUAACGAUGGUGUGGAAAUGGUGCUCAAAAACCGCGACGGAAAGUCAGCACUGAAGAAAAUGUUCAGCUCUUCUAGCAGCCAGAAGAAAAUUUUGUUGCUACCCAUGGAAUACAAGCGUAACCGGUUGGCGGAAUUUAUGGAAAGGUUACGGUGCAAAGCCGAAUAAGUCGGAAGCAUACCCCAGAUUCGAUAUUUUGAUGUAUGAUCGCGAAGAGCUUUUUGCUGCAACGUGUAUCGCCAUAAUAAUUAUGAACUGUUUUAUCGCAUAGCGAGAGUACAAGACAAAUAAGUUUUAUCAUUAGCGGGCACUGAUAUGCUUAAUCGGUAGCCUUUCUGCAAAAGCGAAGCCAAGCGUCCAUUCGAUUGUAUUUAAGGCAAAGGCAGCUUGAAAACGAGAAAUAUAUUCCAGUGUUAGAUGUAGGUUUUCAUGAAGUUAUUCAUAUUAUUAUAAACGUUCCAUCAAUGUUAGCUCAACCUAUCUAUAUUAUUUCUGACUCUUCACUUCGUUCUAUAUUUCCACAUUUCGCUGCUCCACCCGCUUGAUUCGUACAACGGAAUUGAACAAUCUAUAUGAGAAAAAAUAUAUCGAGACCAAGUAGAAACUACACUUAUACUAUAUUCGAAUAUUAAUAGAAAGUCAAAAAAAAAGUUAGCUGUAAUUAUAAUACAACAACAGAAGCAAUCUCCUGUUUUUCUACGAUAGUGUGAUUAUUGUUGCUUACGACUGUUAUAGCAUGUACAAAAUAUGACGAAGGCUUUUCUUUAUGAUUUGUUUAACAAAAAUCGAUCAAUUAUUGUUGAAUUAUUUUCGAUUAUUUUAGAAAUAAAAAAAUGACAUAUGUUUCUAUA
Uranotaenia lowii is the source of this 6212-nucleotide messenger RNA. RefSeq names its product intermembrane lipid transfer protein Vps13-like. Gene Ontology annotation, biological process: protein targeting to vacuole; protein retention in Golgi apparatus. The transcript is spliced from 11 exons. NCBI's taxonomy places the organism in Eukaryota, Metazoa, Arthropoda, Insecta, Diptera, Culicidae. The coding region runs from base 133 to 5529 and encodes 1798 amino acids. The record is from RefSeq and is a predicted model, not a curated record. Gene Ontology annotation, cellular component: extrinsic component of membrane.